Messenger RNA from Cricetulus griseus (Chinese hamster), 1308 nucleotides. The record is from RefSeq and is a predicted model, not a curated record. NCBI's taxonomy places the organism in Eukaryota, Metazoa, Chordata, Mammalia, Rodentia, Cricetidae.
CACAUGGAAUGCCCAUCUCUGAACCUGAGGGACAGAAGCUAUUCUAUCUAGCAUAGGAGCUGAGAUAUGAAGAUCUGAAGUUCAACAUGGUCAAUCUAGACCCCAAAGUAAAACUGUAUUUGGGCAAAGAGGGACAGAGUCCAGGCUUGACUUCACCAGAGCUAAAAUCCCAGCUUUAUACAGAAAGAAGACGUAAGCCUCAGAACAACAGAGAAGCAUACAGCCCCAAAGCCACAGGGAAGCAGCUCGCCUAUUGCGUCCCUUUACCAUGGAGUACCUUUCAGCCUUGAACCCCAAUGGACUGCUGAGGUCAGUUUCCACUAUGGGCUCUGAGCUUGGCCGUAGGGUCUGGAACUCAGGCCCACCACCUCAGCGACCCUUCCGUGUCUGUGAUCACAAGCGGACCGUCCGGAAGGGACUGACAGCUGCCACCCGCCAGGAACUACUAGAUAAGGUACUGGAGACCCUGCUGCUAAGUGGAGUGCUAACCCUGGUGCUGGAAGAGGAUGGGACUGCAGUGGAGAGUGAGGACUUCUUCCAGAUGCUUGAGGAUGACACAUGCUUGAUGGCGCUAGAGCGGGGACAGAGCUGGAGUCCCAGGAGUGGGAUGUUGUCAUACGGCCUAGGACGGGAGAAGCCAAAACACAGUCAGGACAUUGCCCGCAUCACCUUUGAUGUGUACAAGCAAAAUCCUCGGGACCUCUUUGGCAGCCUGAAUGUCAAAGCUACAUUCUACGGGCUCUACUCCAUGAGCUGUGAUUUUCAAGGAGUUGGACCCAAAAAAGUACUCAGGGAGCUCCUCCGCUGGACAUCUUCGCUGCUUCAAGGCCUGGGUCACAUGCUGCUGGGAAUUUCAUCUACCCUUCGCCACGUGGUGGAGGGGGCUGAGCGGUGGCAGUGGCACAAGCAGAAUCACCUCCGUUCAUAACGAGAAAGGCUCUGAGCAUGUGCCCCAAGACUGUCCACAAGACAUGAGAGCUAGAAAGCAGCAUCAGAUUUGGGGUCUGCAGUGUACCAGAGGCAACUCACCCGACUCCAUCGCAACAGAGCCUGUAGUACACUGCCUUGGUUCUCUAGUCUGCACAUUUUCUGAAGACUGCUGCCUGUCUUACCUACAUCUCCUGCCUGCUACUUACCCUGCAGAACCACAACCUUGUCUGUUGGCAUCCUGAUCCCACCAUAAUUGCUGCCACCUCUAGAUUCCUACUGACUCCUAUCCCAAAGAUCCCACAUACCAAUGACGACUGUCCCUAGCUUUGCCUUGAGUUACCUUUCCCCUAAAAAAUAAAAAUAUUCCCAAGAAAAAUA